GUGGUGGCGUCCACAUUUCUUUAGCGAGGUGGGAUAUUGUCGUUCCACGUGGCUGUGUGUGCGGAAUUUUGGCGGUUGUCGUCAGUUCGCUAUCGUGGAUGGAAGAGGCGUCGGGGAUGGUUAUUGACGAAUUUGACGGCGAUGUCCGGGGUGGUGCAUUGGCGACAGAUGAGAGGACGGCUAUCGCUGUGGCCGUCAAUGUCGUCCUCUUUUGUUGUGAAGUGGAGAGAACCACGGGGAAGAUGAAAGCAGUUGUUCGUGCGCGACGGAAGGUGACGGCACUGCCAAGCAGUGGUGAAGGCUUGGACUUGGGUGCAGUUUCCGACGCCAUCCUCCAGGUGUGCUACAUGAUGGGGAGCGGCGCAUUUCCGAGGGUGACUCCAUGUUGGUGGAUGAAGCAGCGAACGGGAGGCAACUGGGAGGACCUGCGGCAAUGCGACGACGCCACCGACGAGUACUUUAGAGACAAGCUCCGAAUGUCGCCACGUGUUUUUCGCGAAAUCGCCGAAACGGUUUCUCCAUACCUGCAACAGCGUGUGACGUUUUACAGGGUGCCGUUGCAGCCUGACCACAUCGUGGCGUACGCUGUCUAUAGGUGGGCGUCGGGUGAGACAUACGACAGCGGAACGUGCAGCUUCGACAUCGGAAGGGCUUCUGGCAUCACGGCGGUGCGAGACGUUACCGCCGCCUUGCUUGCUGCGUACCCGGACAAGAUUUCAUGGCCCACUGGCUUGCAGAAGGCGGUCGUGUUGUGCGCGUUCGCAGACAAGGGAUUUCCAAAUUGCCAUGGGUGCAUUGACUGGACCCACAUCAACGUCGACAAACCCGCCAACGCAAACGGGGAGGACCACUGUGAUCGGAAGAGGCGAUUCUUUGUGUAGGCGCAAGUUGUGGUCGACAUGAAUUUGCGUGUACUAGACGUCUUCGUGGAUUACCCUGGCAGCGUGCAUAACAUGAGGAUGUUACAUCUGUCCACUUUGUGGGAGGGCGCGGAGUCUGGACAACUUUUCACUGGCCCGCAUGUCACGCUGCCAUUCGGUGUCUGAACGAAUGGAUACUUGCUCGGCGACAACGGCUAUCCCCAGUCGGUUUGAGGAGUCAGAGGAAAGGAGGAAAGAGUUGGAGUGAGGGUCUGAUGAGGAAGAUGAACGAGAGGAGAAUGAAGGCUUAGCUUUAAG
Molecule: messenger RNA, 1178 nt
Organism: Chara braunii
Lineage: Eukaryota; Viridiplantae; Streptophyta; Charophyceae; Charales; Characeae
Source: the annotation of a GenBank genome assembly